AUGCUAUUGCCAUUUUUGCUGCUCGGAUUGGCAGGAUUGUUGAAGUGUCAAGAUGUCCAGGACCAAGCCUGCCAAGUAGAUGCUGACUGCACUGCCCCGUUCGCGCGAUGUGUUGAGAUCGACACGGCAAACCGGACGGCCAUGAUGUGUGUUAGUAAAACCGAGACGUGGUUCUACCCGGCGCCGUUUUGCCCGGAAAACCGGUGCGCCGACGGGCUGAGCUGCUACCCGUUGGUCGGCUCGGACAAAAAAUUGUGCGGGUCUACGCAAAAUUACAAAAAAGUCAGAGCGGUCUACCAUCCGUGUAAGUUGGCGGGCGACUGCGGGGCCGGGUUCACGUGUGCUCGGCUGCUUGGCACGCAAGUUAUGGGCUGUGCGCCGAUGGGCAGGAAAUCGAUCGCCUUUUUCAACUGCCCAACUUGCCGCGACAAACCGAUGAACGAGCCGGAA
Molecule: messenger RNA, 450 nt
Organism: Mesorhabditis spiculigera
Lineage: Eukaryota; Metazoa; Nematoda; Chromadorea; Rhabditida; Rhabditidae
Source: the annotation of a GenBank genome assembly